Molecule: messenger RNA, 2133 nt
Organism: Cylindrotheca closterium
Lineage: Eukaryota; Bacillariophyta; Bacillariophyceae; Bacillariales; Bacillariaceae
Source: the annotation of a GenBank genome assembly
AUGUACGCGAUUUCAAAAAUACAUCAAGGAAUCGCUCUCAUCUAUGGGGCCCUUAUUGUAUCUCGAUUGCAGCCAGCAGUUGCUUUUUCGCCGCAGAAUGCCUGGAGCCGAAAGACAGUUCUCUCCAAGACGGCCUUGAAUCUACGAGUUGCAUAUCAAGGAGAGCCAGGUGCCUACUCGCAGAAAGCUACGAGAGAACUUCUCGGGGACCAGGUGGUAGCAAUCGGCCGACCAUCUUUUGAAUCAUGUUUCAAAGCCGUGGCAAAUAUGGAAGCUGACUUCGCGUGUCUUCCUGUGGAAAACUCUUUGGGAGGGAGUAUCCAUGAGAACUACGAUCUACUCUUCCGAUACGACCUGACCGUUUGUGCCGAGCAUGAUUUCCGCGUUGAACAUUGUGUUCUAGCCAUGGAAGGCGUCAAAGUAGAAGAUAUCAAAUUCGCGAUUUCCCACCCUCAAGCUCUUGCUCAAUGCGACAACUAUUUACGGGGUCUUGGAAUCACACCAGUUCCAGCAUAUGAUACGGCCGGUAGUGCCAAAAUGAUCUCGGAAGGAAAGCUUCCAGACCUGCCACUAGGAAUGACUCAAGAAAAUACGUGCGCGAUCGCUUCUGACCUUGCUGGCAGAGCCUACGGAAUGGUCUGCCUAAAAAAGGGCGCUGAGGACAAUGAUAGCAACUUUACCCGUUUCUUGCUUUUGGGACGAAAGGGAAUUGAUCAAUAUCUCACAAAGUCAACGCCUUCAAAGACUUCCGUUUUUUUUACUCUAUCCGACAAGCCAGGUGCACUUUACAAAGCAUUGGCCUGCUUCUCCUUGCGAGAUAUUGAUUUCUCCAAGAUUGAGAGUCGGCCCACUUCGGCGCUCUUGCUGAGGAUGCUCAAGUUUCAAAGAGAUAAAAGUGGAAAUUACAAUGACGACGCUUCCAUGCCCCGCUUUCGCUACUGCUUCUACUUGGACUUUUUGAGUAGUAUCAACGAUAACAACGCCAAGAACGCAUUGCUGCACUUAAAGGAACAGGUCGAUUAUUUUCGAGUCUUGGGUUCCUAUCCCACGAAUUCGGGCUUGGUUGGACCCAUUGCAGAUGCUGUUGAAGAGCUCAAGGGCCAACCCGAAGUGGACCUUUCCGAACUCAGUUUAGUCUCUUUGCCAAGUGAAACCAAUGAGCUUAAGCCAAUGAAUAUCGGAAUUGUUGGUUUUGGAUCCUUUGGCCAGUCCUUGGCCGCGGAAAUGAAAAAAUCACAUCGUGUGUCCUGCAUGGACCAAGUUGACAAGUCAAGUGAUGCCCGUCGCAUGGAAAUUGACUUUUACCACUCUUUUGAGCGUUCCAAAUUCCUGUCUGGCUUGGACAUAGUGAUUCUUGCUGUUCCCAUGACUUGCUUGGAGGAAUGCGUCAAGUCGCUGCCAUCUGAAGAGCUUCGGGGCAAGCUUGUUGUUAAUGUCUCCCCCCUGCUGCUGCCGGCAAAGAAGAUUUUGCUUGAUGCAUUGCAGGAUUUCCCCGACAUUGAUGUUGUUGUGUCCAAUCCCAUGUUUGGGGGUUCUAUUGAUCCCGAUACAGUAACGGCAGAUCUUUGGGAUGGUCGAACAAUGGUAUCUGAGUACGCGCGAGUUUCCAACGGUCCACGGUGCGACAGGUAUGAAAAGAUUUUCAAAAAUGCACGAUGCGAGUGUUACAAUAUGGAGUCGAAUUUCCACGAUGCAACAAUAGCCAAUUCCGAGUUUGUGACCCACUUGAUGGGCCGCUUGCUCAAUCGACAACUAUUGCCACCAGCUCUCAUUUCUUCCAAAGACUACAAAGCUUUAUCCGCAAUUGGAGAAGCGGCAGAGGGCGAUUCCUUUGACCGAUUUUUUAGCAUGUACAAGUACAACGACAAGGCAAAGGAUUAUUUGAAUAUAUUGCGAGAGAAUCUAGCUGAUAUCGAACGCCAGCUGGCUGCGAGAGAAGCAUAUCUUGAGGCCAAGGCCGAUAUGCGAAAAAUUGAUCGACAGCAAUUGUUGGCCGAAACUAGACUGUUACUGCAAGAGCUUGCACAAGGAGGGACUCUCAAUCUUCCCGAAGCUGGCAGCAGCAGUAAUGAUCAACAAUUUCCCGGUGAUGAUGGAGAGGCCUCCAGAAACUUGACUUUGGAUGUAAAAUGA